CAAGGACAGAUUUAUCCGGACCUGCAAAAUGAUUAUUCCCUCUCACCGUCAAAGGACAGAGAGGGAGGGGGAGGACCAAGCGAGUGGUGCAGCACUUAGGAGAAUUGAACAUCUCUAGACAUGGCACAACGUGAGCGCGUUACUGGAGCUGGCCCGUGCGCCGCAGACCGUACAAGAGCUGAAUGAUAACCAUGGCAACAGCAGCAGUAGCAGCAGCACCUCGAGCGGUGAUCCGUUCAUGAGCGUAUAAACGGUGAAAGAGCUCCAGUCAUACCGCGGCGCGUCGUUAAAUAACGCUUUCUUGGCUUGGACGGGAGUGGGAUUGUGAUCUUAAUGACAUAGGACCAAAGCGGGAGAAGGGGAUUUGAUCACAGGGUCGCACGGCGUCCUUGUGACAGGUGAUGGAAUAGGUGAUGUCUGAAGUACAGGGCACUGUGGAGUUUUCUGUGGAACUGCAUAAAUUUCACAAUGUGGAUCUCUUCCAGAGAGGGUUCUAUCAAGUGAGGGCGGGUCUCAAGGUGUCCCCACGUGUGCCACACAGGUUAAUUGCAACGAUACCUGGCUACACAGGCGAGUGUGGCUUCAGCAGUGCAGGGGUGCACGAUGGCGUGGUGUUCAGUCGGAUAUUUCAGAUCCUCUACAGGAAUGAGGAAGUCACACUGGAGGACCGCGUGACAUUCAGGGUCCACCUGCUGCUGGAUGGAGACCGGGUGGAGGAGGUGUUGAACGAGGUGAACUUCCAGCUCAGGAUUGACCUGCACUUCACCGAUGUGGAACAGCAACUGGCUGAUAUCUCCUCUGUGCCUGUGAUCAGCAGUAGGACGCUGGGUCUUCAUCUCCACCCACAGACAGGCCUCCAUCACCACCUUCCUGUCAUGUUUGACUACUUCCACCUGUCCGUCAUCUCCAUCACUGUUCAUGCCUCCCUAGUUGCUCUGCACCAGCCGCUGAUGAGUUUUGCACGCAGCACUAAAGGGGUGUGGCUGGGAAAGGGCUCUCCAGAGAGUGAGACUCCGCCCUCUGUGAUGUCUGUGGAGAACCUGAUGUUCGGGGCGGGAUACUGUCGACCCGUUCUCACCGAGGGCAGUUUUUACGUGCCUUCGGAGAACUGCCUGCAGAGAGCUCACACGUGGCACCGGAUUCUCUGUCGCCUCCUGCUGGCCGCAUACAAGGCACUGCGCUUCUAUUACAUGGCCCUGAUGAAUGACAUCCCACAACUUCAGCCUAUAGAAAUAGAGAACUUACCGAUUGAAGAGACACUGAACAAGCUCACCGGUGAAGUCCAGCUUCAGACUGCUCAUGAGAAGGUCGUGGAGCAGAUCUCCAGAGACCUGACCCAGCUGUGUGCCAAGCUGUCAGCACUUUGGGCUCAGUUUGUGGAGGCUGUGGUCCCCAACCCACACAUCUGCAGCUACCUGGCCCAGGAGCACCACCACCUCAGGGUCAGGAGAUUCUCGGAGGGCUACUUCUUCACUGAACAUCCCAAAGAGUCCUCGCUCACUUUCCAAGAGGAGCUUAUCAAUAGGCAUGCUCAGGUGGCUGUAGAGUUGAGGAGCUCAGACUAUCUGAGCCAAAUGCCCCCUCUGCCAAUCGAGUGCCUCGACAUUGAUGGUGACUGGAGCAGCCUUCCAAUCAUCUUUGAGGAUAGAUAUGUGGACACGCCCUGCUUAGAUGAUAAUUCACAUGUGCCAACCCAGCCUAUCUCAACCACCAAGCAAUUAACAGGUCCUGAUGAGACAGUGGACCAUACCAUUACACCAGCAGGGGGAAGUUCACACUGUUACUCACCAGCAAUAACCUUUGAGGAGCCUCCUGCUGAGGACUACAUGGACCUACCCACCUACAUGGCUCUCAUUGGUCAGGAGAGGGAAAUCAUCAUAGACAGAGAGGGGAAUAUGGCCGAACUGGAAAAUCUGAUUGGCAGAGUUGAUGGUUCUGUUAGUGUAGACAGUCCUGAAACUGAGUUUGGAUCUGUCGACGAAUCCGAGGGUGUGUCGAGGGAUGGACUUAAACAGGAAGCUAGUGGUCCUCCCAGGAACAUAGAAAGAACAGAAUCAGACUCAGAAUUACUAACAAGAGAAUCAGACAGAAUUAACUGUCAGACAGAAAAAUCUAUCCGUCAGCAGUGUACUACGGACAGGACAGGCACUCAGGCGGUAACUUACAGGAAAACCGACACUGAAAUGCAGACCGAUUCCUCAGAUGGGUUUCAGGUGUGUGAAAAAGCUGCAGUAUGCGUUCCAGAAGAAAGCUGCCUGUUGGAGCAUCCCUCCAGCACCAGUCUGGAGUGCAUGGAUGGAAGAGCCAAUGAAUUAAUCCCACACAGGGGAAAACCAGGGCUGCUCAUCCAAUCAAACGUUCCGGAUUUCAGUGACCAAUUUAAUACUGGUGGUCCAAAGAUCUCUCAUAUGGAUCAGCGUGACAGCCAUUCAGAAACCCAAGCCUGUUCAAACAGCCAUGCAGUACUGCAUGAUGUGCACACAGAAGCACCUUCUUUGAUGCAAGCAAAGGAUGAUGGGCACGUGGAAGCGAUUGUGAGUGCUUCAUCCAUCUCGCAUAACCCUCCAAACUAUCAAUCAGUCACUCUCCCACAAAGCAACAGCAAUCUGCUACCAGACCGCCCACCUUUUGAGACUCCUCCCAGAGGCGGGGUUCUGGGCAGGUCCAAGGUAAUGAAGCGCUCAUCCUCUGUGAUAUCCGAUUCUGGCAUUGAGAGCGAACCCAGCUCCGUGGCCUGGCCUCCGGAUGGGCGCAGCGGGGUCACGGGAGGUCGUGACCACCUGCAACAGCACCCGUGUCGCCGUCGAGCACCCCACCGGAGCUCCCUGGAGGGCCUUCAGACGGAGAGCCAUGGAAGUCUGCCCAGUGCCACACAGGCCUCGCUGACCUCCAUCAGCUCCCUGCCUUACGAAGAUGAGGAGGAAGAACGGGAGAGGCAACUCAACACGCUGACCAAAUCCGCCUCUGCGCCCCACAUCAGCAGCCCUGACAACAACGCUGAGGACCAGGACCCGGCCUAUAACCAGAGAUGGAACACUGAGAAGACCAGUGAGGGGAAGGUGGUCCCGGAAGCAGCCAUUCACACGAGACGGAAUCUGGGAGGGGACAGUGUUACAGAAGUGACAGAAGAGACAGAAGUGUUACUUUUUCAACAGUUUGCAACCGAAACAAAUGUUGAUGCAUUGUCAGACCAGCACGGCAAUGUGGAAGGCAGCAGAAAUAGUGGAAUGCGUGCAGAAGAUCCAGGUUUGCUCGGUGACAAUGCUGGACUAUGUGCCUGUGGAACCAAAUGCUGUGAACACAAGGGGCCUCUGAAGUUGAACACUGAUCCUGGUAGCCUCAAGUACCAUGAGAUUAGCCUCCAGCACCUCCAUUUGGACAAGCCCGAGGAUGGCGAUCCGUGGAAUGACACAGACAAAUUAACCAACGUAUAUGAAAAGAGCCAUAACGUCGCCAGUCUAAGUACCAAUGAGAAGGAGAGGUCCUGUGACCUCAGUGAGCUUUCAGCCAAUGAGAGCGAGCAAAGGGAGCUCGAGGGGCAGGGCAGAUUCAGUAAAAUGCCGAGUUCAGGCUUGGCAUUUGUGAAUAAGAAGGUUGUGGAGGUGGUGAAGCUGUCCGUGUCGUGUGCUCCGACCUGCCUGCCCUUCUCCUCUGUCCUCCGCGACUCACCUUCCCUCAGUGGAAUGGCAGCCUGUCAGGCCCCCUCCCCUAUUACCCAUCAGCCUGUGGGAUCCUUCGGAAUCAUCUCCUCAUCUUCCAGUUUCCUGCGUGGCGAGCAGGAAAUCAGUGAGAGGAUGUUGAAGUUUUUUGAAGCUAAGGAGGAUUUUCUGAGAGAGACACCCUUUAGAGCAACACUUUACAGCCAUCUUCCUCUCUUGGCAUCUGAUCACCCAUAUUUCCCUCCAGAGGAGGAAGAGGAGGAGUUUGAAGAUGGGAUCCACCUGGUAGUGUGUGUCCACGGUUUGGACGGUAACAGUGCUGACCUGCGUUUAGUGAAGACCUUCAUUGAACUUGGCCUGCCAGGGUCCAGGCUUGACUUCUUGAUGUCUGAACACAACCAGACAGACACAUUUGCAGAUUUUGACACCAUGACAGACCGCCUGCUGGAUGAGAUCAUUCAGCACAUUCAGCUCUACAACCUCACAGUGGGCAGAAUCAGCUUCAUCGGUCAUUCCCUGGGUAAUGUCAUCAUUCGCUCAGUGCUGACGAGACCGAGAUUCCGCUACUACCUGAACAGACUGCACACCUUUCUGUCUCUGUCUGGACCUCACCUGGGAAUGCUGUUUAACAGCAGCACACUGGUCAGCACAGGUUUGUGGCUGAUGCAGAAGUUGAAGAAGUCUGGCUCCCUGCUGCAGCUCACCUUCCGAGACCAUCAUGACCCUCGCCAGACCUUCCUCUAUACUCUCAGCCGUAAACCAGGUCUGCAGUAUUUUAAAAACGUGGUGUUGGUGGCGUCUCCUCAGGACCGCUACGUCCCCUUUCACUCUGCUCGGAUCGAAAUGUGCCGGACCGCCCUGAGAGACAGAACGACAGGUCCCGUGUACACAGAGAUGAUAAAUAACUUGCUGCAGCCAUUGCUGAACUCUCCGAACUGCCGUCUGAUCCGACAGAACGUGUUCCACGCUCUCCCGAACACGGCCAACACUCUGAUCGGCCGUGCUGCUCAUAUCGCCGUGCUGGACUCUGAGCUCUUCCUCGAGAAGUUUCUUCUCGUGGCAGGCCUCAACUACUUCAAAUAGCCAACCAGGCCGCCCUUCGCCAACGCAGGAAAUCAAAUGGAAAACUUCCAGGUUGCAGAUCGCAGCAGGUUGCAAAUGGCCAAUCAGAUCUCACCUCGGAGGCCACCCUCAGAUUAAACACGAGAGAUCGCAGUUCAGUAGCUGGGAAGCAGCAGUCAGACUACUCGUCAAGCCAAUGAAAUUAAGUGUAACAUGAUACAUCAGGACUCAUCUUCAUGGCCAACGAGACUGCACCACAAAAGUUACAUCGACUGUCAACUACUUAAAAGCAGCUAAUAAGCUCGUGUUGGCAGUAAAAGAACAUGCUAGUCAGUAAGUAUACACACACGUGUGUGUAUGUGUGUGUGUGUAUGCAUAGUAAUUAUAUAAUGAAAAGAACGUAGAGAUGAAUAUCAUAUCAGGAGGCUCAAAGUAGCCUUAUGUAACCACUGACAUGGUAUAACAGAGCUUUGAGAACUAGCUUAAAGAAUGUUCUGUUUUAAACUGGUGUUGUUUGCGUUCCAUAUCAAAUGUCUAAUGUACUAACAGAUAGAUGUGUCAAAUCCUCAAAAUAUAUUUAAGGUUAGAGCUGUUCCUCAUUGCUGUUCAUGGCUUGAAGUGGUUGUCAAAGCAGCUGGACUCAACACGUGAAGACUGAAUGGAAGAAAGACACACCUCACUAGCAGGAGUUUCCACACUUCUCCAUUUGUUUUGGGUUACGUUUGCUUACGCCAUCACUUAUGACCCGCGCUAUUACUUUAUGAUGAGUUUCUACACGUGAAUUAAAAAAGUAUUUUUGUAAAAUUAAUUUUUAAACUGUUUGUUUUAGCGAUUACAGUGAGUUAGGAAUGUGAUCGGGCAGGAAGCUAAACUGACAGUGUUAUUUGUACAGUGCUGUGAUGGGUGUUCUGUUAACAUACCGAUAUCUGUCAGUUUAUGUCCAUUUAGAAAUCAGAAAUUUGGUGAGAAAGAGUUGAAAUGAUAUUGCCUUAAUUUAUCCAAAAAGGCGUGUAUUUAUCAGCACUGUCUCCUGUCAUUGCCUGCCUAUCAACUGUUUAGUUUUAGUUGACACAGACUCUAAGCUCACACUGUUGCUACUACUGACAUUAUCAUACCAGCAGCGCCCAAUUUAAUGUGUCAAAUAUUUCAUGUAUUUAUUUUAUGAUGUGUGUGAGUUGUUUAAUCAUCAAAAUGUGAUUACUGACCGUGCUUUGUUCAAUAUCAUACCACAGUGGACAAUCA
This is a messenger RNA of Electrophorus electricus (electric eel), 5963 nucleotides long. It is a transcript of the gene fam135b, whose product is annotated as family with sequence similarity 135 member B. Gene Ontology annotation, biological process: lipid metabolic process. The record is from RefSeq and is a predicted model, not a curated record. NCBI's taxonomy places the organism in Eukaryota, Metazoa, Chordata, Actinopteri, Gymnotiformes, Gymnotidae.